GGAGGCGGAGCCACGGCGACAGCGGCGGCAAGGGGGUGAAAUUUCUCGAAGGUGCGGCCAGGCCGGGGCCGGGCGCGGAGCGGGGCCUGGGGCAGCGGCGGAGCAGUAAGGGCCCCCCGCGCUGCCGCUAACGCUGCUGCCAUGAAUCACAAGAGCAAGAAGCGGAUCCGGGAGGCGAAGCGCAGCGCCCGACCCGAGCUGAAGGACUCGCUGGACUGGACCCGGCACAACUACUGCGAGACCUUUCCCCUCAGCCCUGCUGCCUGCAAGGAUAACGUGGAGAGGGCAGAUGCACUCCAGUUAACAGUAGAGGAAUUCGUGGAGCGUUAUGAAAAACCUUACAAGCCUGUAGUCCUGCUGAAUGCCCAGGUGGGCUGGUCUGCCCAAGAGAAGUGGACUCUGGAACGGCUGAAACGCAAGUACAGGAACCAGAAGUUCAAAUGUGGGGAGGACAAUGACGGUUAUUCUGUGAAGAUGAAGAUGAAAUACUACAUAGAGUAUAUGGAAACCACACGUGAUGACAGCCCCCUCUACAUCUUUGACAGCAGUUAUGGAGAGCAUCCCAAGCGCAGGAAACUGCUGGAGGACUACAAAGUACCCAAAUUCUUCACUGAUGACCUGUUUCAGUAUGCAGGGGAGAAACGAAGGCCACCUUACAGAUGGUUUGUGAUGGGCCCACCUCGCUCUGGAACAGGAAUUCACAUCGAUCCUUUGGGAACCAGUGCAUGGAAUGCCUUGGUCCAAGGACAUAAGCGUUGGUGCCUGUUCCCUACCAGCACUCCCAGAGAGCUGAUCAAAGUGACGCGAGAAGAGGGAGGGAACCAGCAGGAUGAAGCCAUCACCUGGUUCAAUGUCAUCUACCCCAGGACACAGCUCCCCACCUGGCCUCCAGAAUUCAAACCCCUGGAAAUCCUGCAGAAACCAGGAGAGACAGUCUUUGUGCCAGGUGGCUGGUGGCACGUAGUUCUCAAUCUUGACACAACCAUUGCCAUCACACAAAACUUUGCCAGCUGUACCAACUUCCCUGUGGUGUGGCACAAAACGGUAAGAGGGAGACCCAAACUGUCAAGGAAAUGGUACAGGAUCCUAAAGCAGGAACACCCUGACUUGGCAGCCUUGGCUGAUUCAGUUGACCUGCAGGAGUCCACUGGUAUUGCUUCUGAUAGUUCCAGUGACUCUUCCAGCUCCUCAAGUUCCAGCUCCUCAGACUCAGAUUCAGAGUGUGACUCUGGCUCUGAGACAGAGGGGAUGAUGCACCGCAGGAAAAAGAGGAGGACGUGCAGUAUGAUGGGCAACGGAGAUACCACUUCCCAGGACGACUGUGUCAGCAAAGAACGCAGCUCCUCCAGGAUUAGGGAAUCUUGUGGAAGCCGCAGCUACCCCUGAGAGAUACCAACACCCACCUAGAGGCAGCUGCCAAUUCAAGCUCCCUUAGCAGCCAGCCAGCUCUGUUCUACCCCCUUCUGCUUCUAUUUUUCACGGUCCUUAAGCUUUUGUCACUCUUCCUCAACCCAGACCAUCUCCAUUUUGUGCUGUCAAAGGCUGGCUCCUGGAUGCCCUCUAGGAGCAGGUCCCAUCUCUACGUUCUCGUGCAAUGCUUUGUCCCCUCCACGCCCCGAGUGAGUGCACUAACGACCCAGCCAGGAAUGGAACGGUUCACCUUGCUGGCAACAAAGGUGAUGGUCAGUUUUUUAAAGGAACUCUUUUUAAAACCAGCAGGUCAGUGCCCAGACCUGCCUUGCUUUGAGACUGUCAUAUGUUUACAUGUUGUCCUGUACACUUGAGGAGAGAGGAACACCAGCCCCUUGGGCCUGUCCAAAAGUCUGGCGGAUCUCCCACCACGGUUUCAGGAAGGAAAGGUGGUGCAAAUGCUGCAGACACGAAAGCAACUUCAAGCAAAAGUGACCACCGACCCAAAGCAUCUGUUGUGGGCCUCAUCUGCACACAUACAGGUGCAACAGCUUAACCAGCAACAGUGCAUUUGUUUUGCUCUUGUCUAUCAUGAUGACUGGUGGUAUCAAAGAUGUGCUAGAACCUUGCUAUCAGUAGCUCGACGGAGCAAGAAAAUCUUUGGAGUUUCUUGUACAGCAAAAACUGUGGGGAACAAGUCAGCAUUUGGCAGUAAUUCCAAGCCUUUAGGUGCAGGUGUGAUGCUUAGCAUUAAGCAACCACUGAGGAGGUCUGACUCUUACAGGAUCACAACGGUUGCUGGGUUUUAAACACCAAGCAGUGACAGGGCUGUGGGCUCGUGCAGGCCAGUGCAGUUCACAUACCUAAAUAGCUUUGCUUUGAGGUUUCUUGUUCAGAUGUGUCCCUAGAACUUGCAGUGCCAAUUUUAAAGGAUGGGGAGGGGAAGUUAUUUUUGUUUCAUGCUGUUUAAAAUUGCAAUGUGUUGCUUAAGUCUGUGUAGGUGCUGUUUGUAUUAUGCCAGGUAAAGCUCUCAUCCCCAAGGGAUCUAUUGGAGCUGUUGGGUGUUUUAGCAGGGGCUUGUGCUUGGUAGUGUAAGAGAAGAGGGGUGUCUGUGCUGCAAGGAAAUGAUCCUCCUUUUCCAUCUGAACAGCACAGCUGGGCUGGAGUGCUUCCUUGGGUGCUCUCUGGGAAUGGGUAUUUGAUCUCACUUCAGCUGUUCUCCUGUGGGAGAGGAAAUUGGAAAGCAGCAGUGGGAAGUGUGUAGUAAACGUGCAGUAAUGCCCAGGCACUGGGAGCAGGGUUCAAAAGCAGACUGGCAGCCCUAACUGUGACUUCCUUGCUCACAUUGGGUUUGAUGGGAGCCAGAACAUUGUUUGUCUGGGUUUCUGAUCUGUUUUUAACCUUACCUCUUCCUAUUUCAAAACUCUUCUUCUUGGAGCUCAGACCACAUCCUGUUGUAGAGGGGAGUCCUAAAGGGUCUGAAAUCACAGUUUCUGAAUCUUCUGUGCUAGUCAUCUUCUAUAGGAGUGACAAAGUGGUGGAAAAGUGGAGAAAGUGAAGGGUUUUUUGUACAGUUCAGGCUCUGAAUUCCCUCUGAUGGGCAGCUGUAAGUGAGCACAGAUGCCCUGUAGACUGCUGCAUAUUCUUCCGCAGGAUUACUUCAUUUUAAAACAACUUCUCAGACUCCUGCUGUUCCUGGCCAAGGGCUGCCUUUUUCCUGGACAGCCUGGGAGCCAGCACAAGCUGUGUCACCUCAGAGCAGGCUGCAGCUGCUGCCUUGUGAAGGAAUGUGAGAGCCUGGAGAGGUGAAGGCUCAGAAAUCUUGGCUCUGUUGUGGUGAGGGGAGCCUAUGGAGAGCUGUGGCCUGACAGCUAGUGUGUCAGUGCUGUCACUUGCAGUUGGAUUUUGGUUUGCAGAGUUCAGUUUUGCAGCCUUACAAUCUGCUUAAAAUGUUGGUGCAAGCCUGAUGGCUGUGCUGGGAAAGCGGCCCUCUGUCACCAGCAGCACAGCAGGAGAGCCAGAGUGCAGAGGAUUCUUCUGUGCCUAUGAACUCUUGCACAGUGCAAAGGAAAACCAUUUCAGAUGAAGCCUGUGCUUGUUUGACAUCCCUCACAGGAAAGCAGUGUGUGGGGAAGGGACUGCAGGCCUGUGGUACCAGCAGGACGGCACUGACUCCUCCACAAGGCACUUUCUGAUAGGAGACAAAGGUCUGUCUGUUCAGACUACCUGGGAAUUGGCACUCCUGGGAUCUCUGGUUCUUCCACUUGCAGGCUCUAGCCUCGGCCAAAUAGGUGAGCUUCUAGCUUUGUGUUAUUAGGAGGAAAAUACCUACCUCACAGGGGUGUUGUGAGGCUGAAAUGUAAUUACUGUGUAAGAUGCUUUGAAGUCAUCCUCCCACAAAAAGCGUUUGAGACAUCCUGAGCAACCUGAGACUUCCUAACCUGGUGUUGCCUUCUUGUAGCAGAGAACACUGAGGAUGUUGUUCAGCACUCCUGGCCACGUGGUGUUCUGUGGUGGCCCUUCCAGAAUUGCUGUGUGGUACAUAACCUGUAGCAAAACAAGGCUUUUUGUUUUCACCAGAGUUUAUCUGUUGGCAUCUCAUGCCCUGCUCUAAACAGGAGGUCCUGCUAGAUCAGGGCUUUUUAAAAAUAGGACUAGAUUAAAUUCUCUCUCAUCAGGGAGUCAGCUCCACUGGCCUUACAGGAAGGGGGGAGCUGGUGUUUCCCAGGCCCUCCUUCCAGGCUGGGUGAGUGAGGAAUGAAGUUAAACUGUGCUCCCCUAGUGCCUAACUCCAUGCUCGUGGCAGGCUGACUGGGGAGCAUGGGUUUUGUGCUCUCACUUCUCCAAGCUUGUGCUUGGUGGGGCAUCCACGUCUUUCUUGUUCCAACCCCACUGCUUUUGUGUACUGUAGAGCCCUGGAUGUAGCAGGCUGUGCUUCAGCAUCCAGACCCAGUGGCCCCUUGUCCCCCUGAGUCCCCAAGCAGCAGCCCUGCUCCACCUCAGCCUCACCGUGGUGCUUCCUGGGCUGUCCCAGGCUGAGAGCUGUGUGCUGCCUUUGGGUUCUGCAAACCAGUGUCAGUGUCCUGCCUGCUCCAGAGAAGGGUAGAGGGAUUUGUGAGCUCUGGCCGUGCUUUUGAGCCUGGUAACCAAUGCAGGCUUGUCUGCUGUGCCAAUUCAGGAGUAAACAAGCACCCACCAGAGCUGUGGCUGUGGGCAGCAGGGGCUGAUCUCAGCACCUGUUCUCUGCACAAGUGCUGUGGGAGCAGGUGACACUGAGGCAGCCUUGACAGACCUUCCUCCCUUCUCCAGCUUGGCUGUGCUGGCUCUAGUUUGUCUUCUCAGUUACAUGAAGCCUCUCCAAGUGCUUAGAAGGACAGCAACCUCUUUCAUAAUUAACCAAGCCCCUUGUCCUCCCUGAGUCCCCAGCCAUGGCAGGGCAGGAAGCAAGGCUGUUGGCUGAGUCCCAUCUGAAAUGCCUGUGGGCUCACUGUCAUGGGGUGGGUUUUGGCAUCCCCCUUGCACGGGGAGGGAAGGAAGGAGCUUACUGCUCCAUUUGACAGUCACACUGUCAGCUCCAGCCCUGCCAGUGUCCUUAGCUGCUUUUGUCACCCCAUCCAGCAGAGCUGGGAUACUCUUUGUCUUGUUUGGAUGAUUGUGGUUUUGCUUUUUAUUUUAAAUAAAAUCAAUUAUUUUGCAUUA
Messenger RNA from Pogoniulus pusillus (Red-fronted tinkerbird), 5109 nucleotides. It is a transcript of the gene JMJD6, whose product is annotated as jumonji domain containing 6, arginine demethylase and lysine hydroxylase. Gene Ontology annotation, cellular component: nucleus; cytoplasm. The transcript is spliced from 7 exons. Gene Ontology annotation, molecular function: histone H4R3 demethylase activity; P-TEFb complex binding. Bases 142 to 1386 code for a protein of 414 amino acids. Gene Ontology annotation, biological process: phagocytosis. The record is from RefSeq and is a predicted model, not a curated record. Lineage: Eukaryota; Metazoa; Chordata; Aves; Piciformes; Lybiidae.